Messenger RNA from Suricata suricatta (meerkat), 2195 nucleotides. It is a transcript of the gene PUM3, whose product is annotated as pumilio RNA binding family member 3. The transcript is spliced from 18 exons. Gene Ontology annotation, cellular component: nucleolus. The record is from RefSeq and is a predicted model, not a curated record. Gene Ontology annotation, molecular function: mRNA binding. Lineage: Eukaryota; Metazoa; Chordata; Mammalia; Carnivora; Herpestidae. Gene Ontology annotation, biological process: regulation of translation. Bases 79 to 2010 code for a protein of 643 amino acids.
GCAAGUCGCGGAAGCGGAAGUGGCGCUGCGGAGCGUGGCCCCCGCUGGCCCAGGCCCCACGUGUGCGAACCGCUAACGAUGGAAGUUAAAGGGGGGAAAAAAGUCACAGGAAAAGGUGCGAAGACACCACAAGUGAAAAACAAAUUUCAUAAAACCAGCGAUCCUGGUUCGUCAAAGAGCUUUCCGAGAAAAGUUGUCAAGGAAGGUGGAUCUAAGAACUUCGAGAAAUGUGCCACAAAACCCGGGAAAAAAGGCGUAAAGCAGUUCAAAAAUAAGCAGCAAGGGGAUAAAAUACCAAAGAACAAAUUCCAGCAGGCAAAUAAAUUCAGCAGGAAGAGAAAGUUCCAGGCGGACGGUAAAGGCGGCGAAUCAGCAGCCAAGAAACCCAAGUGGGAUGACUUCAAAAAGAAGAAGAAGGAACUGAAACAAAGCAGACAACUUAACGAUAAGACCAACUAUGACGUCGUCGUGCGCGCGAAGCAGAUUUGGGAGAUCUUACGACGGAAAGACUGUGACAAAGAAAAGAGAGUCAAGUUGAUGGGUGAUUUGCAGAAGCUGAUUCAAGGGAAAAUUAAAACAAUGGCGUUUGCACACGACUCCACGCGCGUGGUCCAGUGUUACAUCCGCUAUGGAAGCGUCGAGCAGCGCCAGCACGCCUUUGAGGAGCUGCGAGAUGAUUUCGUCCAGUUGAGUAAAGCUAAAUAUUCCAGAAAUAUUGUUAAGAAAUUUCUCAUGUACGGGAGCAAGCCGCAGGCCGCCGAGAUCAUGCGCAGCUUCAGAGGGCAGGUGCGGAAGCUGCUGCGGCACGCCGAGGCGUCGGCCGUCCUGGAGUGCGCCUACAACGACCGGGCGGUCCUGGAGCAGAGGACCAUGCUGACGGAGGAGCUCUACGGGAACACCUUCCAGCUCUACAAGUCCGCAGAUCACCCGACUCUGGACAAAGUCUUAGAGGUACAGCCAGAAAAACUAGAGCUUAUCAUGGAUGAAAUGAAGCAGAUUCUCACUCCAAUGGCCCAAAAGGAAGCUGUGAUUAAGCACUCACUGGUGCACAAAGUAUUCCUGGACUUUUUUACCUAUGCACCCGCCAAGCUAAGAUCAGAAAUGAUCGAAGCCAUCCGCGAGGCGGUGAUAUACCUGGCGCACACACACGAUGGCGCCCGAGUGGCCAUGCACUGCCUGUGGCACGGCACGCCCAAGGACAGGAAAGUGAUUGUGAAAACUAUGAAGACUUACGUUGAAAAGGUGGCUAAUGGUCAGUCCUCCCACCUGGUCCUGCUGGCCGCGUUCGACUGUAUCGACGAUACUAAGCUGGUGAAGCAGAUAAUCAUAUCAGAAAUUAUUAGUUCCUUGCCUAACAUAAUAAAUGACAAAUACGGAAGGAAGGUCCUCUUGUAUUUACUGAGCCCCAGAGAUCCUGCACACAUGGUGCGGGAAAUUAUUGAGGUUCUGCAGAAAGGAGAUGGGAACGCACACAGUAAGAAGGACACGGCGACCCGCCGGCGCGAGCUCCUGGAGUCGGUGUCCCCGGCCCUGCUGGGAUACCUGCAGGACCACGCCCGCGAGCUGGUGCUGGACAAGUCUGCGUGCGUGCUGGUGUCCGGCAUCCUGGGAGCUGCCGUCGGAGACGUCCAGCCCGCCAUGCACGCCGUCGCCGGCUUGGCGGCGGCGGAGCUGCACCCAGGCGGCCAGGAUGGAGAGCUCCACGUCGCAGAGCAUCCUGCCGGACACCUCGUUCUGAAGUGGCUAAUAGAACAAGAUAAGAAGAUGAAGGAAAGUGGAAGAGAAGGUUGUUUUGCAAAAACCCUUGUGGAGCAUGUUGGUAUGAAGAACCUGAGGUCCUGGGCUGGCGUGAACCGAGGGGCCAUCGUGCUUUCUAGCCUUCUCCAGAGCUCUGACCAGGAAGUUGCAAACAAAGUCAAGGCUGGACUGAAAAGCCUGAUUCCCACAUUGGAGAAAAACAAAAAUACCAGCAAAGGGAUUGAAACACUGCUUGAGAAACUGGCUGCGUAGCGGCAACAGUUAAGAACAACGUGAAAUCAUUUUUCCUGUUCUCUUUUCCCGGAGUGGGACGGAAGGGCCAGGGUCCAGCGUCCUGGGAAUCCGGGGGCCGUGUGGAAGUGUUUCUUCUUUGUAUACGAGUCUAUUUAUAAAACAGUUUCUAAAAAUGGUCUUUUUAAAAGAUUUUUUAAAUCCCA